CGUACCGACAGAGUACUGUGGCCACCGAAACUAAUCAAAAGGGCCGUUCAAACACCUGAGCCAUCAAUCGGGUUUAUGAGUGAAGACGAUCAAUCAAGCUGGUGGUUAACCUUCGGGAAGAAACGCGGAAGUGUAAUUCACCGUCGACGCUUUUUUUCGUUUUGUUUGACUUAUUAUCGGUGACAACAUGGCUGAAUGUAACAUUAGCAUCGACCAGAAAAGACUACCUGGAGUGAAAGAGGUAUGCCGAGACUUUGCUGUGCUGGAGGACCACAGUCUGGCCUACAACCUCCAGGAACAAGAAAUUGAAAGCCACUUGGCAUCCAACGUCCAUAAGAGCCGUCUGGUGCAGCAGGACCUGCAGGUGGCCAAGAAGCUGCAGGAGGAGGAGGAUAAGAUAGCCAAGGUCCAGACCAAGAAGCAGUUUGGUGAAAUUGAGCGUCAAGAUGUUGAGAUAGCCCAGGAAAUUCAGGAACAACUGGUCCGACAGGCAGAACAGCAGCGGCAGCAAGAAGAGAAGGAUGCGGCCAUAGCCCGCAAGCUGCAGGAGAAGGAGAUGAAAGAGGAAAGGAAGAGACAGAAACAUCUGGAAGCAAACUUUGAGGAGGAGUACUUUGAGGAUCGUGGAGCUGCAAGAAAGCCACAUGACUUGGACAAGCAUACCCGUCACAAAUCUAGUUCUAGUUCUAGUUCCCCGGGCCGAUAUGAUGUGUAUGCCCCAGUGAGCUCACACCGUGAUUACUCCCCAGAUUACAGCUCAACUGAGCCAAAAAGAAGCAGGUAUCCAAAACAGGACCUAGCAGCACCCCACAGCCACUCCAGAUAUCCAGAGCACUACCUAGUGGCAGAGGGAGGGCGGAGCAGGCAUGCAGAUCCAUACCCAGAACACCUACUGGCCUCCAGAGGCAAGCAUGGGGACAGGUACCCAAAUUAUGAACCCACAGAGACUGGCAGAGCCAGGGGCCCACAGGGUGACAACACAGACAGAGUGGUGAGGAGGAAAGAAAGACCAGUCAGACCACCUCCGCCACAGUAUCCAGAACAGAGAGACAAGGAAUGGGUCAGAGAGAAGGACAGGAAACAUGACAGGCACAGGGGCAGGGACCUGGAAUUGGAGAGACAAAUGGGAAUAGACCAAAGGAGGGACAGGGAGCAGGACCUCAGGGGGGCGAGAGCGAGAGGAAGAGACGGGGAAAGAUCCAGAGAUAGAGGACAGAGUGGGGACAGACACAGAGUGAGAGACAGGCAGAGACAAAGAGAUGAACAAGUGAGAACCAGGAGCAGGGAGAGAAGACUCGAUGAGGACUUCGUAGAGCGUGUCCCGAGGGAGGGCAGGGCAUCCUGGGAGGAGGAUGACGAUGAGAGGGAGAGGAGGGCCAGGGGUCGGCAGCGUGUCCACUCCAAUCCCGAAGAGGUCUUUGACGAGUAUAGGAGCAACGGAGGGAGAGGGCACACCAGGGACUUCUGGGACCCUCGGCAGGGGGAGGGUCCUAGCAGGGAACGCAGUCAUACUCACCCCGAUGGAGAGACAGGUCGAAUUGUGCACAAAGGGAGUGGAGCAGUAAUAGCAGAAACUGAGUAUGGACUCACUGAGGCCACCAAGGGACUGACGAAGCUGGAUCUCCGUGAGCAGGAGCUGAAGGACAUGGAGGUGGCCAGGAAAAUGCAAGAGGAGGAAGUGAAGGCGAGUAAGAGCCAUGUGCGUGCAGCUCAAGUGGCACAGGAUGAGGAAAUCGCUCGACUGCUGAUGGAGCAAGAGAAAAAGGAGUACAGGAAGAACCGAGAGCACGAAAAAGAGAAGGAACGAGAGAGGGAGAGGCUGGCUAUGGACAGGAUGGCAAUGGAAAGGAGACGACCAGAGGGAGACUACAGGCCGAGUUCAGAGGAUGUUGUCCGGCCCCGAACACGAGAGGAUUAUGAAUACCAGAGGCAGAGGAACCACAACAAGCCUGCCAGGCCUCCUCAGCCUCGCACACAUGACUAUGAGAAUGUGAACGCUGGCUACGGCCACCCAGACCAUCCGAUUCCCCCUCGUGCUCCCACCAGACCUGAGGCUGCUUACAAAGGUGCCUAUUACAAGCGGUGACUCAGGCUCUCAACCAUGUCCAGACGUGCUGUCAGUCCUCUUGUGUCCCCUCUUUUAUUUAUCUUUUUUUGUUUUCGACCAUUCACAAUCUGUUGACCAAAAGCCUUGGGACAAGCUAAUGAGUUGGCGAUGGGUUUUUUUGU
Messenger RNA from Scomber japonicus (chub mackerel), 2229 nucleotides. RefSeq names its product coiled-coil domain containing 50a (gene ccdc50a). The transcript has 12 exons. The record is from RefSeq and is a predicted model, not a curated record. NCBI's taxonomy places the organism in Eukaryota, Metazoa, Chordata, Actinopteri, Scombriformes, Scombridae. Gene Ontology annotation, cellular component: cytoplasm. The coding region runs from base 188 to 2086 and encodes 632 amino acids. Gene Ontology annotation, molecular function: ubiquitin protein ligase binding.